Messenger RNA from Symbiodinium necroappetens, 2169 nucleotides. Lineage: Eukaryota; Dinophyceae; Suessiales; Symbiodiniaceae. The record is from the annotation of a GenBank genome assembly.
AUGAAGAGACCAGACGAGUUCCAGAUUUGUGGACAGCUCCUCCUGCGUCCGACGAAGACGGAGUGCCGAGCUGUGCAGCGAUUCCGUCUGGCAGACCUUCGACAAUAUGCUGAAGUCUGCCAUGUGGUGGGCUUGAGCUCGUUUUGCCCCUUCAAAGUUGACAUGUGCAUGUCAAAGGAGCAAGCUAGCGACGAGCCCAGGAAGGCCGCCAGUUUGGGCACCUUUGAGCUCCCGCUACCGCCAGUGGACAAAGAGCGCUUCAGGCGGCUGCAAGUUCUGGUGCAAGAGGAGAGGAAUCAUGGGCAGAUUGAGUUGUAUGAAGACCAACUGCAAGGUUGCAAGGUGGUGGGAAAACGAAUUUUCCGCUCGUGGACCCUGGGAAGUGCCGAGGAGUUCGCAGCGGCCCAUCCCGACCUGCUGGAGAGCCCAUGGAAGGAAGUGGAGAUCAGCCUUGUGCUGGGCUUGAACAAAGUCCAGGCGAAGCUCGGAGUGUGCAAGAGCUUCGGAGCCUUCCGAGAUGAAGAGGGCGACAUCCUGCUGUUCAUGGAGUACAUCAGCGGUGGCGACUUGCACGACUUGGCAAGUAGAUGCUCCACCAAACCCGGACCAGAGAGGGAGCGGAAGGUGUGGCCGGUGGUCCUCUCGCUGCUGCGGGGAGUCCGCUGCCUGCACGAUGCUGGCGUGGCUCACGGCGACAUUUCGCUGGAGAAUGCAUUGCUCGGGCCGGAUGGAGAGGUCAGGCUGAUUGAUUUUGCAGCUGCAGAAGCAGACCUGUGGGUGCAGGGCAUUCGCGGCAAGCCGUCUUAUCAGGCCCCAGAAAUGCACCAGUCUGGCUGCUACGAUGCGAGGGCGGCUGAUCUCUUUGCCUGCGGAGUCUUCGCCUACUGUCUCGCGUGCGCAGACUAUCCCUGGAAGUGUACCAGGCCGCAGCAGUGCCCUGCUUUCGAGUUCUUCAUGAUGCACGGGCUGACGGCCUGGGUCCAGGGACAUGAAAUUGGCGUGACUAGCACGCAUGUGCGGACCAUUGCGCACCAGUACCCAGAGGACACUGAAGCGGAGAUGGACUGCGACGAGAUGUCACGCGUGCUAGCAGCGAGAGCUUUCAGUGAGGACAGUCAGAGCCUACCCUUCAAGACAUGCACCAUGGACUCCUUCUUGUGCUUGCUGCUUACGACAUUUACCGCGGAGGCGAGCUUUUUUGACAUCUUUCCAGUGGUUGACCCGGCCCAGCAUGCAGUGUACGACGCCGAGUCACUGCAGAUCGUCGGCACCGCUCGUGUGGACGGCUUGCAGGCCAGCUUGAGCUCGCGAAGAUGGCGGCCAGUGCAGCUGUCAGAGGAUGGCAAGGAGCCGAGGGCGCUCAUGAGUGUCGGCAUUGGCGACUUCCGGAACACUUCAUCUGGACCGUACCGAGAACUUGCCAUUGCCUUCCCAGCCUGUGAAAACGAGGAUAUCGUGCUCGAUUGCGGAAGCUUCAUGCACUGUCAAGACAAGCUGCCGGCAUGUGCCCACACGUUCAUGUUCCGCAGCUAUGCCAGCAACGAGGCGGCUGUCCUUAGCGCGCGCUCGGCCGGAAUUUCCGCGCAGCUGAGUACCAGGUUCGAAUUUUCACUGGAGAAAGCCGGGAGAGGACACAUCUUGGCCUUCUCUGUCAUGGGGUCGGAAGAUGAUGAGCUCAUGCAGGGUAAAGUGGAGGACGGCUUAAGCCCUUUUUCUCCGAUCAAGCACCUCGAUGCUUCGGCCCCUCUCCCUGAAGAGUGUGCGAUGGCCGUCCACGAGGAGCUGGCUGCCGAAGCAAGCACAUUUCGCCACUUUCUCUGCUCUUUCCUUCGCAGCCUCGGCGGUGAGGACACAUGGCUCUGCAUCGCUGGUUGUUUGGCGGCCGCGGAACUUUGCAGCACCGCUGCCGGCAGCGUGCUGCUGGCGAGGUCCUGUGCCGCGAGCUUGCUUGAGCGAGCAGCUGCAACAGCGCUUUCGACGAAUGACGCGGCCUGCCUGCGCCUGGAAGAGAUGGAGACUUCCAUGGGCGAGGAAGACCUGCAGAAGGCUUUGAGCUGCUUGUCACAAGCCCAGCGUGCCGUACGAGACUUGCUUGUGUCGGCUGACGCGACUGGGCGCCUGGGCCUUGGCCUGCAGCGCUCUGCAGCAGUGGCUGGCCGAUUGGAGGAG